Messenger RNA from Ilex paraguariensis (yerba mate), 1837 nucleotides. Lineage: Eukaryota; Viridiplantae; Streptophyta; Magnoliopsida; Aquifoliales; Aquifoliaceae. The record is from the annotation of a GenBank genome assembly.
CUCUAAUAUUGCUUUUGGUUUGGUAAAAUUGAUACAGCGAGGGAGGUUUAACUAUUGGUUUUGUUUGUACAAGUAAUCAGGUUUGUUAACUGAUUGAGAGUUGGGUAAAAAGCACAGAGAGAGAGAGAGAGAAAGAGAAAGAGAAAGAGACACACACAGAGAGAUGAAGAAAGGGUCUCCCUUGUGGUUGUCAAGGUAUUGUGGAGUUGCUAAAGAAGAUAAAAAAAGCUCAGGUUAGAGCAAUUCUCACAGGACUAGUGUUCCAGAGGUAGAGAGAAAAGGGUUUUAAUUGUGCGAGUGAAAGAGGAAAAAAGGAAGAGAGAGAGAGAGAGAGAGAGAGAGAGAGAGAGAGAGAGAGAGAGAGAGAGAGAGAGAGAGAGAGAGAGAUGGUGGGCUCAGGAGCAUCAGAUAGGAGCAAAGAAGCAGUUGGGAUGAUGGCCCUUCAUGAGGCCCUCAGAAGCGUCUGUCUCAACUCAGACUGGACUUACUCAGUCUUCUGGACCAUUCGUCCUCGUCCGAGAGUUAGAGGUGGUAAUGGCUGCAAAGUUGGAGAUGACAAUGGUAGCUUGAUGUUGAUGUGGGAAGAUGGUUUUUGCAGAGGAAGAGUUGCAGAGUGUUUGGAAGAAAUGGAUGGGGAAGAUCCUGUCCGAAAAGCCUUCAGCAAAAUGUCCAUUCAGUUAUAUAAUUAUGGAGAAGGGUUGAUGGGGAAAGUUGCUUCUGAUAAGUGUCAUAAAUGGGUCUUCAAAGAGCCUACAGAGUGUGAACCAAAUAUCUCCAACUACUGGCAGAGUUCAUUUGAUGCUCUUCCACCAGAGUGGACUGAUCAAUUUGAGUCAGGCAUUCAGACCAUAGCUGUAAUUCAAGCUGGCCAUGGCCUUCUGCAACUGGGUUCCUGCAAGAUUAUAGCUGAAGACCUCCAUUUUGUGCUGAGAAUGAGACAUACUUUUGAAUCUCUUGGCUAUCAAUCUGGGCUUUACCUAUCUCAGCUAUUUUCUUCAACCAGAAACACUUCCUCCUCUUCUUCAGUUCCUUUGAAGCUACCCACUAUUUCAACUCGCCCUCCACCUCCUCUCUUUAAUUGGGGUCCAAGGCCAAUUACAUCUGCUACAUCUGCUCUUGCAAGUCCAAAUUUUCAAAACUCUGGCAGGCUUGGAUUUCCAAUAACCCGAGACGAAACUCACAUGUUUCUCCAUCCUCAUUCGUCUGAGUCACGAAUGGAAGAUAUGAUGGGAGAUCAGGAGGCUGAUAUUAAGUGGCCUAAUGGGUUAUCUUUCUUCAAUGCUCUCACUGGACGAACCGACGAUACAAAGCUUUUGUUCAAUCCUGAGGGCUUAGGAAACAAGCCGGACCAAAAUCACCACCACAAUUCAAAUCCAAAUACUGAUGUUUCAAGCUUGCAUAAUAAUGUUGGUGCAAAUCCCAAUGAGUUCUUGAGCUUGGAUAGCCACCCAGAGAGUAUGAGGAAGAUGGAGAACAAGUUUAAGAGGAGCUUUACUUUGCCAGCAAGAAUGGUUUCAUCGUCUUCCUCAACUUCACUUGAUCACCAUCCACACAAUCCUGAGGAGUAUAGGAAUUCCGAAGCAGGAAUGUACUCUGAUUUCAUGGGGACCUUCUUGGAGUGAUUUUAGAAGGAUGGAUCAGAAGUUGUAUCUAGGGUUAAAGCUUUAGCACUCUUUUGCAACUCAAGAGGUCUGUUAUUGUUUGAUGGUCUUUUGUAUUGUGUUUCAUCUAUCGAUCCAAUCAAUUAACAUUUUCCUUCAUCUGUUGUAGACUUAGUUCAUGAAGUUACAUUAGUUUUAUUCACAUUUGUGUCUUUCUGCAUACUGCUAAAAUUAAG